This is a messenger RNA of Microdochium trichocladiopsis, 1104 nucleotides long. RefSeq lists its product as uncharacterized. Gene Ontology annotation, molecular function: ATP binding; protein kinase activity. Gene Ontology annotation, biological process: protein phosphorylation. The transcript has 2 exons. The coding region runs from base 1 to 1104 and encodes 367 amino acids. NCBI's taxonomy places the organism in Eukaryota, Fungi, Ascomycota, Sordariomycetes, Xylariales, Microdochiaceae. The record is from RefSeq and is a predicted model, not a curated record.
AUGGCUAAGCGCUACUCGCCCACCCGCUUCGAGCGCCGCUUCGACCAGACCGCCGCCGCCAUCACAAAGCACAACUGGGCUCUCAGUCUCGACACCCACGACUCCCGCCAUGUCCUCGACCACCGCGACCAGUGGCGCCGCCUCGGCGGCGGCAUCGAGGGCGAGGUCUUCCGCCUGAACGGCACCGUCAUCAAGACGUUCAAUAUCCGCCGCAGCCCCCUGCGCAAUUGCGUCCCCGGUGCCUCUAGAGAGACACGAUGGCCCUCGGAGAUCCCGGCCUCUCUACUGCUCGGGGGCAUGCGCGACGACCUCCACGACGAAGACGACUUCUUGCCUGUCAAGGACUACUUCCUGACGUCGCCCACAGACCACUCCAAGGCGAGCUGGCACUUUGUCAUGCCCUACCUCGAGGGCGGCAGCUUGCUGCACCUCGCAGACCGGCUGCGCACCCUCGGCCUCACCUACCGCGAGCUCGAUGCCAUGUUCCGCCCGUCGCUCAACCGCCUCCUGGCGGCGCUGGACAAGAUGCACAACGACUAUCAGCUGUGCCACGACGACAUCAAGCCUGAGAACGUCUUUGUCGCGACCUUCGCGAAAGAUGGCUCCACACACACCGACACACAUUGGCUGCUGGGCGACCUGGGCAACGUCAGGAGCUGGGUCAAUCAGUAUCACGCCUCGCGGCUGUGGCAGCGCGAGAGCGGGCAGCACGCCGACUGCCGGAUCAACGACGCCAUCCGGCUCGUCAAGACAUAUGUGCUGUUUCUGAGAGUGUCUGUGGCGGACACGGCCCCCUUUGACGCCGCAUUCUGGGCCGGCGGAGAGCCGUGGAGCCACUUGUACUGGUGGGCGACCAAGGGCUACGUGCCGGGGUCGAUUGCGGCGAGCAGCCUGCGGGACAAGUCCCUCGAGGUGGCGCCGCGCGCGGUGGACGAGUACCGCGAGCAGGAGCACGGGAUAUGGUCCUUCAGCUGCCUGCUCAACAGUGCGUGCAUACAGACCGCGACGAAACGAGAGCUCAUGACCAGGAUGGUCGUGAAGGAGAGCCGGGCACGCUUCCUCGGGCUGACGGGGAUAUUCGGGCUGCCGUCCACGUCUUGCUAG